Aspergillus pseudotamarii is the source of this 1947-nucleotide messenger RNA. RefSeq lists its product as uncharacterized. NCBI's taxonomy places the organism in Eukaryota, Fungi, Ascomycota, Eurotiomycetes, Eurotiales, Aspergillaceae. The coding region runs from base 1 to 1947 and encodes 648 amino acids. The transcript has 3 exons. The record is from RefSeq and is a predicted model, not a curated record.
AUGGGACCUUAUACCCCCGGCUCCGGUGGGACAGACAAUGGAGAAAAUGACCGGGACAAUCUGUUAAGACCGGUGAAUUCUCACGAUGAGCAACCUGAGUCGUCUACUCUAUCGGAAUCACAAGCGCAGCGUUUGAUAGAUACAUCGACGGCACCUGCCUCGCUAGAGCGGCCGUCACAGACCAGGCAGCUGCGGUCCAACAAGUGGCAGCUGAUAUUUGACCUCCUCAGUGCUAUCUCUGCCUUGCCUUUUGUGGCUUUAGCUCUGGUUGCCAUCGUCUAUAAUUCGAGGUCGGUAGAUGAACAUGACUGGGAUGAUCUCCAGAUCGCAAUGAAGACGUCGGUCACAAUAUUCCCUUUAAUAUUUUCGGCCGUAAUCGGCCGUGCCAUACGGCAGAUUGCUAAACAAAAUCUCGAACGUGGAUCGACUCUCGGAAGACUUGAGCAGUUAAGUAAAAGUACGACGGUAUUCGGUGCCAUCUCAACACCGUUAAUGCUGAAGUCCUGGAACAUCUUGGGCCUCGUACUCGUGCUCAUCUGGUUGGUCUCUCCCUUGGGUGGGCAGGCGUCACUAUAUCUUAUAAGCCCACAGAGUCUUGAACACGUCGAGCAGCAGGAAGUGCAAUAUCUUGACAUUAAUGGCCUCUCCAAGGCCCCAAGCCUAACUUCAUUCCCGAGGCUUACAGACGCCUUGGAGGCGAUGUUUCUGGCCUGUCUGAUCGCGCCGGUAAGUGUGAAAGAGGCUUACAGUGAUGCCUGGGCCAAUGUCAAGAUCCCCUUACUUCGAAGUCUUGUUCGGAAUAAUACAGCUCAGAGUGAAGGAUGGUUUGAACCCGCAGGCAAUAACAUCACUUAUUCGUCACUUGUCGGAGUACCGAUGUUCGGGAUAUCAGCGAGAGGCAACAGCACCUUUCAACUACAGACAUCUUACAUUGAUACAGACUGUUUUGAACUCGGCGAGGCACCUGAUGACCUCAUUUACAAGUAUAAUGGCCAGAAUGGCCAGUUCCGGAUCUAUCCAGCGGCCCCGUGGAAUGUCACCCGGUCCGUAAAUGCUUCAGUUGCACCCGACAUACACGUGCUUUCGGGGUACGGAAAGGAGGCUACAAAUGGCGCUCUGAUAACCUGUCAUCUGACAAACGUGUAUGUCGAGUUGAAAGUGCUUUGUUCUGGAUCCAACUCCACAGCCCAAUCUCAACGCAGCUGCAGGGUGACAGCCAUCCGGGAGAGUGUCGAACCACAUCAGUCUUCAUCCCUGCCGCCGUUGAUGUAUCCGGACUUUAGUGUUUGGGAUACCUUUGCACAGGGUCUGGUGAAUGCCUCUCUGUCAGUGAAUAGGAAACUCGGGACGUACACCGAGGCAUAUCUUCAAAAUAUUGACGCGACCGAAACACUGCCGCUACCAAAAUACCUCUUGAAAACGCCUGUGAACGAUAUAUCCGACCAUCUCACUCAAAUCAUGAACACGUUUUACUUGGGCAGUAUUGCUUUGCCCUUCGUUACCCUGGGGCCUAAACUUCCCUCUCAGGGCAACUACUCCAAAUAUUCCGAGGCUUAUGAGGCCUUCGAUCGCUCUUCAUUAGCCAGUGUACUAGCUGAAAGAGCCUAUCGGGAUGCAACUGCUACAUACGUUGUGAACUGGGGAUGGGUGGCUGUUCUCUUAUUGGCAAGUCUAAUGCUAAUUGCAGCAUCUGUUGUGAGCUUUUGGGUGGGACGGCAAAGCCUAAACCCCGACAUUAUUGGAUAUGCUUCAACUCUGACCCGCGACGCUCCUUACCUACCGCUUCCUUCAGCGGCAAGCACGCUGAGUGGAUUCGAACGUGCACGGUGGUUGAAAGAUGUUCAAAUUCGGUUUGGUGAUGUCCAACCGGAAUCUACAGUUGGCAGAUUAGCCAUUAGCACUCCGGACUUGGCUGACAGGUCACGCAAAGGCAGGCUCUACUUGUGA